CCGUGGUAACAUCUGAACACAGACCUGUCAAAAACAAAAGCAUGCAAAUGUAAUAGCUACUGCGUUUUAUAUGAGCUCAACCUCCAGCUGUUGUAGAGUAAGAGUGAUAGAGAGGGUCAAGGCAUAUGUUCCAGAUUUAGAAAGAAUGGUGGAAUAAAUAUGGACGAAUAUCUUUAUUGUUAGAGCCAAACCUCUUUCACCAGUACCCAGGUUGAUUAACCUGCUACAGCUCACGUUUAGAUGAGUGUCUGCAUUAUCUGGGGUGAUGUUUGACGCAGAUGACUGCAUGGUGUUCUUGGACGGUCUGUUUUUUGAGAAGCCUAUUGUACACAAGGUAAGACCGUUGCCCCCGGAGGCCAAUCAGUGGCAGUUAGAUGAACCUCCACCUCUUACACAUAUUCCAACUACUCAGGAUAUGCAAAAGGAGGCUGAAUCUUUCUCUGACUUAUACAGUUUCAAACCAAAACCCAAGAAGUCCCAGCCUCAUUUAAAAGGACUCAUGGCCUUAUCUUCAGAUGUCAACUGUUUAUGCAGUUUUAAUGAUGAAGAGAGAGAAUUUGAGGAGACUCAAGGUGAUGGCACCAGCAACCCCAGCGGGCAUGAUGUUCGCUCGGGUGAUGAAGGGCUAAAGGAUUACUCUGAGGGUAGCCUUCUGAGUGGCAGAGAGGGAGAUGAAACCUGGCUGGACUCUCGUCAUGCAGCCUUUAGCAGAUGCUUGCCUGGUCUAACUUUACGAAGAAGCUUGUUUAAGAGUCCUGUGCUGAGCAACAGUUGCAACUUGUCAACCAACACUCACCUCAAGGGUAGCAGUGGCUAUAGCAGCAGUAGUGAGAAAACGUCUACACCUCAAACUUUUCUCAGUCCGGUUUCCAUGGCGACCAUGCCUUGUGCUCCCCAACCGAGACAGGCUGCAGUUGGCCAUGCAGCUCCUCCUUUCCCCUGCUUAACCCCUCCUCUGGGCUCAUCUGCAGCAAGCGUCCGACCCCUGCAGCAGGCGCCACAUGCAGAAAUGCGGGACAAGAACACAAAGAGAGCCUUCGUUCCACCGAUGACGCCUCAGCCUCUGUACAUAGAAGGAUCUUCUGGCUCUGAAGUUCUGCGCCCAGUUUCAGAAAUCCCCGUGAGAUUUAGAUCCAUCUUCAGCGAGUUUCCCUUUUUCAAUUACCUUCAGUCCAAAGCUCUGGAUGAUGUUCUUUACACAGAUAAGAACUUUGUAGUCUGUGCUCCCACUGGAUCGGGUAAAACAGUUCUGUUUGAGCUCGCCAUCAUUCGCCUGUUAAUGGAGACACAGGAGCCAUGGAGAAAAGUCAAAGCUGUAUAUAUGGCUCCCAUCAAAGCUCUAUGCAGCCAGUGUUAUGACAACUGGAGCAAGAAGUUCGGUCCUCUGGGGCUGACCUGCAAGGAGCUGACUGGUGACACAGAAGUCGAUGACUUGUUCGAGAUUCAUGACUCCCACAUCAUCGUGACCACGCCUGAAAAGUGGGACAGCAUGACAAGGAAAUGGAAGGAUAAUUGUUUGCUGCAGCUUGUAAGACUCUUCCUUAUUGAUGAGGUGCACGUGGUGAAGGAUACAACCCGUGGUGCCACCUUGGAAGUGGUAGUGAGCAGAAUGAAGGCAGUGAAUUCAUACAGAACAUCCCAGAUUCCAGAGGCAGGCGUCACAAUGAGAAUUGUGGCGGUAUCAGCCACAAUCCCCAACAUAUCUGACAUAGCAGACUGGCUGUCCAAUGGGAGUGAGCCGGCCACGUAUCUGAGUAUGGAUGAGAGUCACCGUCCAGUAAAGCUUUGGAAGGUGGUCCUGGGUUUCCCCUGCAGUGGGACCCAAACAGAGUUCAAGUUUGACUUGUCCCUCAACUACAAGAUGGCUAACAUUAUACAGACUUACUCUGAUCAGAAGCCUACACUAGUGUUUUGUUCGACAAGGAAAGGAGCUCAGCAGUCAGCUGCAGUUCUGGCCAAGGAUGCCCGAUUCAUAAUGAACUUUGAACACAAGCAAAGGUUGAUGAAAUAUACAAACUCUGUUCUGGAUUCAAAACUAAGAGAUCUGAUGAUGUUAGGAGUUGGUUACCACCAUGCAGGUGUUGACAUGUCUGACAGGAAGCUGGUAGAAGAGGCCUUUACCCUGGGAGACCUGCCUGUCCUAUUUACAACUCGGACUCUGGCUAUGGGGGUAAACCUUCCUGCUCACCUGGUUGUGAUCAAGUCAACAACGCAGUAUGUUGCCGGCUCCUGUGAAGAGUACAGUGAGGCUGACAUCCUGCAGAUGAUAGGCCGGGCUGGGCGGCCUCAGUUUGAUACAUCAGCAACAGCUGUGAUCAUGACCAAGGUUCAAACCAGAGAAAAGUACAUGAAACUAAUGAAUGGGAUGGAGAUCAUUGAGAGCAGCUUACACAGUCACCUGAUGGAGCACCUGAACGCUGAGAUUGUUCUCCAAACCAUCAGUGAUGUCAACAUGGCUCUAGACUGGAUACGGUCCACCUUCCUCUACAUCAGAGCCAUCAAGAACCCAUCACACUAUGGUUUCUCUGCCAACUUAGACAGAUAUGGUAUUGAAGCAAAAUUGCAAGAACUGUGUCUGAAGAACCUCAACUCUCUGUCGUCUGUUGAUUUGAUCAGUAUGGAUGAGGAUAUUAACGUCAAAGCCACAGAAGCUGGCAGGUUGAUGGCAAGGUAUUGUGUUGCCUUUGAAACAAUGCAGCUGUUCAGCAAAAUAACUGGCACUGAAACCCUGCCUGACCUGGUUGACCUGGUGUCAAAGAGCAAGGAGUUCAGGGACAUUCAGUUGAGAGUAAAUGAGAAGAGACCGCUGAACACUCUAAACAGAGACAGGAACAGGACCACCAUCAGAUUUCCUCUUGAGGGAAAGAUCAAAACCAGUGAGAUGAAGGUGAACUGCUUGAUUCAGGCUCAAUUGAGCUGUAUCUCAAUACAAGACUUUGGUCUUACACAAGAGACAGCAAAGAUCUUCAGAAUCGGCAUGCGCAUUAGUAAAUGUCUGUCGGAGUUUCUUAGUCAACAACCUAAGACUGGGUUUUGUGCUGUGCUUAACUCCCUGAUCUUGGCUAAAUGCUUUAGAGCUAAGCUUUGGGAAAACUCACCCUAUGUUUCCAAACAGAUAGAGAAGAUAGGUCUGACUCUGUCAACUGCGAUGGUGAAUGCUGGACUCACCAGUCUCAGCAAAAUAGAGCAAACCAACCCCAGAGAGCUGGAGCUGAUUCUUAACCGCCAUCCACCAUUUGGAAACCAAAUCAGAGAAUCUGUUGUACAUCUCCCAAAGUACGACAUUAACCUGGAGCAGCUGCCCAGGUACAGCAGUGCCACAGCUGAGAUUGUGGUAAAGGUGACCUUACUAAACCAAGCUCAGCUACUGUCCAGGAGAACAGCUCCAGACCAUCACUAUGUCUCUCUGAUCAUCGGCAACUCAGAAAACGGUCUAGUUUUUCUACAGAAACUCACGGACUCAUUGCUUUUGAAGUGUGGUUGCUGGACAAAAAAAAUAGAUGUGCCAAAAACUUCGAAAGGAAAUGAUAUCAGUGUCAAUCUCAUCAGCUCAGAAUAUGUGGGGCUGGACAUCCAGCUGAAGUUUCCUGUGUACUACUCUGCAGCCAAAACGUUUGGGACUGAAGCUCCACAGAACAUAACAGAUAUUCCUAUUGGACAGAGACCGCCUCACUUUGCUCUGAAACCGCAGUCUGGACAAUGUGCUACAACUCAAAGAGAAAAUGCCUCAUCUGCAAAAGAGCAAGAUUCAGCCAGUAAAAGACAGUGCUAUCAUUUCUGCAAGAACAAGAGUCUUUGUGCUCAUGACUGUUGUAAAGUAGGUGUUGCUUUUGGACAGAAAAGGUCAGCAAACCAUGAAUCCAGCUUCUCCUCUUACUUGGAGGAUUUGAGGAGCAGGUCUGACAUACUUGCACAUACCCCUGUUAAACGGCUUAAGAUUAAAAUGAGUGAAGAGCCUUUGUCUGUCAACAUGCAGAAGUUUGCUUACAGACCCAAAGAAAUGCUUCCAAUUGUAUCCCGGCAUGCAGAAAAUAGGUGUAAACCUGCAGAUGCUGACCUGACAGCUGAAGACUGUUCUCAGCUGCCCAACGUAGUUUGUCUGGAUGAUCUUGACAGAGGAGAUUCUUUAAAGCGGAUGACCCUGAACUCUGGCUUGGGCUCCAGACAGCAUCUGAACCAGAUAAGCACAACCUGCUCAGCUUCAUUAAACUGGUCCACUGUGGUGUCAGAACAGAACUUCCAGAAAGGUCCUUCCUCUGUCCAAAUACCAAGUGUCACCUUUGAUCUGGGAAAUGAAUGGGAUGAAUGGGGAGAUUUUGAUGAUGAAAACUUGCUGAAUGCCAGCAAGAUAUCAGUACCUCCAUGUAAAACCAGCUUCAAGCCUCAGAUGCAGCAGCAUGUUCAAAACAAGAUGGCAGGCUAUGCCACAACAUCAGCACCCAUGCUGAUCAGCAGCUCACAAGCCAAACCCUAUAUGACCACUUUCACUACACCACUGAGUCCUGAAAUCAGCAAACUUGGACCCUGUCCUGUCAGUCACUCAUUCACAUCACAGAACAGAAUCACAUUGGACUGGAAUGAAAAGAGACCAAACAUUUUCAGUGAUGGACUCACAAUAAAAACACCUGAAAAGCUCCCAGCCCAGACUCUGGGGGGACAGGUUAGCAGAAGGUUGGAUUUCUUUUCUACAAUGAAUGCAUCAUCCAGUGCCAAUUCAUCUCUUAAUAAAAGCUCAGAGGAGGAGGCUUUCCUUGGCAUAUUUGAUGGUAUAUUUUAGAAACACUUGUAUUUCCUAUGAUUUGUGACUCAUUAAAGUCCAGUGCUUUACGCUAAA
Girardinichthys multiradiatus is the source of this 4834-nucleotide messenger RNA. It is a transcript of the gene hfm1, whose product is annotated as helicase for meiosis 1. NCBI's taxonomy places the organism in Eukaryota, Metazoa, Chordata, Actinopteri, Cyprinodontiformes, Goodeidae. The transcript is spliced from 39 exons. Gene Ontology annotation, molecular function: nucleic acid binding; ATP binding. Bases 266 to 4777 code for a protein of 1503 amino acids. The record is from RefSeq and is a predicted model, not a curated record.